AUGUGGUGGGGAAAAUGCAACAGCUGAGCUGAGUUUAUUGAAUGACACCCUUGAGAGAUGCCUUCCAAGAGUGUAAAAACAGGAUCAAUUAAAGAGUAAUUUGUCCUGUAAAGGCCGUUUGUAAGUUUGAUUGCUUUCAGCCAAUUAUCAUGCCUAUUUUUGUAUGACUGUGAGGAGGUGCCGUGGUGACUCUUUCUUUAAAACGACCUUGUGUGAACCAUCCGAGCCUUCCAUCCAAGCAAAGCUAGACAACUUCACGAUUGGUCAGCCCCGCUACCGUGCUGUGUUCUUGCAUGAAACGACGACGUUUAGAGUAUGGGAAAGGGCGUUUAGAAUAUACAGAAGGCCCCCCUACGUGGAGAAAACCGCUCUGUGGCCUGUCCUGUACGAAACGACGUCGUUGGGGCUGCUGGGGCUGCUGAGAAAAAAAGGAUGGUAGUAGCUUAGCUUUCAUUGGAGGUAUCGAAACAGAGUAGGAAAGCAAAAUAAAAUCACACGUACCCUCAUUCAUUCAUCCGUUUUAUUCAUUCCCAAACAUUUUCAAACCCAAUUGCUUCUUUUCUCCUUUUGCGAUCUCAUAAUCCCAUUUCUCCCGCAAAUCUAUCCACGCAUUGUGUUAUAUAUAUAUAUAUAUUUUGGAUCACAACCCACCUUGAGCUAGUCUCUGAAAAUGGCUUCAUCUUUCUCCUCUUCAUUUACUGGCGUUGCAUGGGCUCAACAAAAUCCAUCUAAGCAGCUUCAAAACAAUACCCAGAUCUCCUUUCCCCGUUUUGGAUUUCAGUGCCCUAACCAGAAGGAAACUGCUCUGCCGAAGCUUCAUGCACAGCUUAAUGAGGUUGAAGCUGAGAAAUCUUCAAAUUCAGUGCCACUAAGCACCAAACUAAUUGUGCCAUCAGAAAGGAAAUAUGAGUCCGCCAGGAAAAUUUCUAGCCAAAAGAACACUAUUCCAGACGCAUCAUCAAUCUCAGCAUUCAUGAGUCAAGUAUCAGACCUUGUCAAACUGGUGGAUUCAAGAGAUAUCAUGGAACUGGAGCUGAAGCAACUAGGUUGUGAGCUCCUAAUAAGAAAAAAAGAAGCUUUGCCGCAGCCACCAGCCACAGCUUCUGUUAUCACAAUGCAACCUCCACUUCCCCACUCCAUGCUUCCAUACCAACCACCACCAGCCCAGGUUGUUGCUCCUGCAAGCACUGCUCCUUCAGUGCCAACACCUGCCUUACCUGCCCCUGCACAGACAAGCAAGUCGUCUCAUCCACCACUGAAAUGCCCCAUGGCUGGAACCUUUUAUCAAUCCCCUGGACCAGGUGAACCUCCAUUUGUGAAGGUGGGAGAUAAAGUGCAGAAAGGCCAGGUUGUUUGUAUUGUUGAGGCCAUGAAACUAAUGAAUGAAAUUGAAGCUGAUCAAUCGGGAACCAUAGCUGAGAUACUGGCAGAGGAUGGGAAGCCAGUCAGUAUAGACACGCCUCUUCUUGUCAUUGCACCUUGAAGAACGGGGCAAAAAUAUCCCAAAACUUGGGUGGCUGUACUAUUUUUGUGAGACCAAGUUUCACGAUAUAUGUUUUAUUAAGUCAUAUUUCUGUUGCCUGUAAUUUUUAAUUCAAAGACAGGUCUUGUUUUGGCUUGGUAAACCCUUCCUUUCUGUGCCUUUUUUUUUUGCUUUUGGUUUUGAUUAGUUGUCAGGAGGCACAACUGGUAUCACUUUUAGAACAUAGAACAUGGAGAGCUAUUGGGUAUUUGCUUGUUCCUUGUUUUAGACAGUGUCUGAAAAGUUGUGAAGUUCCUUUGUUAUUUUCUGGAAACUGCUAAAAGGGGAGUUUGGUAUGGUUGCUGUGAGAUGUCUGAAUUCAAUUUGAGCAUUCAGUUCAAAUCCAUAUCAUUAAAAGGCAUGUUGCACUCUGAAAUAGAAAA
Vitis riparia (riverbank grape) is the source of this 1905-nucleotide messenger RNA. RefSeq names its product biotin carboxyl carrier protein of acetyl-CoA carboxylase 2, chloroplastic-like. The transcript is spliced from 7 exons. Gene Ontology annotation, molecular function: acetyl-CoA carboxylase activity. The record is from RefSeq and is a predicted model, not a curated record. Lineage: Eukaryota; Viridiplantae; Streptophyta; Magnoliopsida; Vitales; Vitaceae. Gene Ontology annotation, biological process: fatty acid biosynthetic process. Gene Ontology annotation, cellular component: acetyl-CoA carboxylase complex. Bases 671 to 1483 code for a protein of 270 amino acids.